GCGACGCCCUGGCGAUUCAUACAGCAUUGCCAGGGCCCGUCAUCUCGUGCGUGCUCUGGGAACUGCCACGUCAGUCAGCCACUAUGUGACGUGUCAAGGUGUCACAUGCAGCUCUCAAGAUCUGGUGGUUUGACUGUGCCUGAACGAAAUCUCAUUUCUGGUCAGGUCUCCCAGACGCGCCUGCUUUUCAGGGCCCCACAUUACCGCUUUCAACCGCCACACAUCCAGCUUUUACCCUAUCUUCUCCCAUCAGUCAAUCGUUUCGGAACCCACAGCCGCCAGCACGAACCCUA
Messenger RNA from Closterium sp. Naga37s-1, 293 nucleotides. The record is from the annotation of a GenBank genome assembly. NCBI's taxonomy places the organism in Eukaryota, Viridiplantae, Streptophyta, Zygnematophyceae, Desmidiales, Closteriaceae.